Molecule: messenger RNA, 1800 nt
Organism: Pyricularia pennisetigena
Lineage: Eukaryota; Fungi; Ascomycota; Sordariomycetes; Magnaporthales; Pyriculariaceae
Exons: 2
Coding region: 1-1800 (599 amino acids)
Biological process (GO): regulation of transcription by RNA polymerase II
Molecular function (GO): zinc ion binding; DNA-binding transcription activator activity, RNA polymerase II-specific
Source: RefSeq, a predicted model, not a curated record
AUGCGUACGCGCACCAGACGAGCGCAUACAAAGUCAUCCAAUGGCUGUCUGGCGUGCAAGCAGAGGCACAUAAAGUGCGACGAGGGAGGUCCGCCCUGCUCCAAUUGCAUCAUCCGCAAGGCCGCCUCCGCCUGCACAUAUCCGAGCCGGCGAACCUCUCGGCCGGUCUCGGCGUCGUCGCCGGGGCAGCUCAGCACCUGUAGUAGUAGUAGCAGCAGCAGCACAGGCAGCAGCACAGGUAGCCUAAGCGACACCAGCACAACCACCGCAAUGUUCGCCAACUGGAAGCGUGACCCGGCCCCCCUAGCGCCGGAACCCAUGGACCCGCUGAUGAGUCCGAUCCACGCCAGGCCAUGGACACCCUCGCCACGGUCGUUUUCAAGCGCCGCCGAGGACGUCACCACUAGCACCGCCAGCAUCCUCGGCGGCGGCUUCCUCUCCAGGACUCCAUCGCCGGACCGGCAGCGCCUCGAGCUGGAGCUGUUCCACCGGUGGUCGUCGCACACGUACCGCGGCUUGUGCAUCCUGCCCGAGUGCGCCAACUACUUUGCCACGACGCUGCCGCGGUCCAUGCUCCAGCACGAUUUCAUGCUCAGCGCCAUCCUGGCCCUGUCGGCCCUCGACAUCGCCCUCGCGAAUGUCGACCGCGGCCGCGAAGCAGAGGGCAGGAGGUAUUUGCAGGCAGCCUUCGAGUACUGCACCGCCGCGACGGAGCAGUUCCGCGGCGCCAUCGGGAGCGGUGGCUCUAGUGGUGGUGAUGGUGGCGAUGAUGAAGGCGGCGGCGGCGGCGGCACAUUCAACGCGGCACCCGUGCCCGUCACGCGAGACAACAUCCACGUCUUUACCCACUUUGCCACGCUCAACGGCUUCUUCCACCUCGCUCUGCCGUCGGUGUACGGCGCCAGCAGUCUCCCCGUGCACAGCGGAGUCAGGAGGAGUAAUAGUAUAAGUAGCAACAGCAGUAGUAGUGUUAGUAAUGUCAGCUUAAGUAGUAGCGGCGGCGGCGGCACUCCCACAAAAGGCGGCAUCAUCAGCACGGACGACCCGCCCCUGCUCAUCCCACCCCCGGACGACCUGGUCCAGUCGACGCCGGCCAUCUCGCGCUUCCACGCAUACCUGUGCAUGUUCGCGGGCUCGCUCCACACGGCCUCGCUCAACUGGGAAUGGUAUAUGUCGAGCCCGGCGGGAUCGUCGCCGCGGCUCCUGGCGGCGGCGGCCACGGCCACGGAUAAGGACUGGGAGGCGCGCGAGCUCAUCGACCCGGAGACGCGGGCGAUGCUGCACCGAGCGGAGCGCAUUACGCGCACGGUGCGGGUGUCGUCGUGGCGGCAGGGACGCGCCGUGGUCGGCGACGACGGCACCGGCCUGAGCGACGACCAGGUGUUCUGGGAGAUACCGUCGUACCGCGGCGCCGUGACCACGCUGGCCGAGAAGUUUGCCGAGCUCGAGCUCGGCCGCAUGGUGGCGCCCUUUCGCGUCAUGGUCGGCGGCAGCACUCGCACCGGCCGCCGCCUGGUCGCCGGCGACGACGAGCAGCUGCAGCGCGCCCUCGGCGGUGAGUAUCUCGUCGGCCUGGGCAGCCGUGAGCCCGUCGCCCUCGUCAUCACCAUUUUCAUCUUUGUCUGCGUCGCCCGCACCCUCAAGGGCCGCUACGGCGCCAUGUUGUGGUGGGUCAGGUCCCUGGCUGUCGAGAUGAUCGAGGAGACGACGACGAUAUGCAUGCGCGAGAUUGGGUACCUCGAGGACACGAGGGAGGUCUGCAAAUGGGCGAGGAAGGAGGUCGGGUUGGAUCCGUUAUAG